Messenger RNA from Drosophila ananassae, 1932 nucleotides. RefSeq lists its product as uncharacterized. Bases 1 to 1932 code for a protein of 643 amino acids. The record is from RefSeq and is a predicted model, not a curated record. The transcript has 3 exons. Lineage: Eukaryota; Metazoa; Arthropoda; Insecta; Diptera; Drosophilidae.
AUGGAGAGAUCGUGCCUUCUAGCCGUUACUCAGGAUGACGCUCUGGAGAAGAUAGUCAGCGAUUAUUUCGAAGUAGAGAACUUUGGAGCCUACAAUGGAAUUGUGGAUGACAACGUCAAGAAGGGAUACGCACGACGACUAGAGCAGCAGGAGUCCACCUACGGCAGCAGUGGCAAGUUGUGGUACCUGCCGCACUUCGGGGUCGAGAACCCAAACAAACCUGGGAAGAUCCGCCUAGUCUUCGAUGCAGCAGCCAAAGUGAACGGCUUAUCUCUAAACUCAGCACUACUGAAAGGCCCCCAGAACUACAAGUCACUCCCGGCCGUCCUCUUCCACUUUAGGGAAGGAGCCGAGGGAGUCUGUGCGGACAUCAAGGAGAUGUUCCACCAGGUAUUGAUACAGCCACAAGAUAGAUGCGCACAGAGAUUCUUGAGGAGACAUGGAGACGACCAAAGGAACCCGGAGAUCUACGAGAUGACAGUGAUGACGUUCGGAGCAGCUUGUUCGCCAUGCUCAGCGCAGCACGUGAAGACCGUAAAUGCUACAAGGUACGUGCACACUGAUCCCCGGGCGGUCCUAGUCAUUAACAAGUACCACUACGUGAACGACUACGUAGACAGCUUCGCAGACGAGGAUGAAGCUAUUGCCGUCUCAAAACGAGUAAGAGAGAUACAUGCAAGUGCCGUGUUUGAUCUGUGUCGUUUUUUUUCCAGCUCGGCGAAAUUGGUCAGAGCCUUAAAUCCGCUAGGCACCAACGAGAACGUCGAGUGGACCGAAUCCGAGCAGAAAGUAUUGGGCAUGUAUUGGCAUCCGGCCACAGAUGACUUUAUAUUCAGCGUCAAGUGCCAUCGGGUCCCCAGCAGCGUAAUGACCGGGCAACGCGUCCCUACCAAGAGGGAGUUCCUCAGCUUAGUGAUGUCCACAUUUGAUCCGAUUGAGUUCCUGAGCUGUUACAUGGUAACCGCCAAGCUACUUAUGCGAGAGAUUUGGCGGAAAGGAGUCACAUGGGAAGAGCCGUUGCCAGGAGAGCUAGCCACGGCUUUCGAGAACUGGUGGCAAGAGAUGAGCUACGUAAGAGAGUUCCGAUGUCCACGUUACUACUUUGGUACUGGGCGGGUACGAGCACUUCAGCUGCACGUUUUCGUGGACUCCAGCCAGUCGGCGUUCGCUGUGACGGAGUAUUGGCGGGCCACCUACGCAAACGACGACAUGCAGGCGUAUUUCGUAUGUUCCAAGACGAAAUGUGCUCCGAUGAGGACAACGUCAGUCCCGAGAUUGGAACUACAGGCGGCCGUGUUGGGAAUACGACUGACGAAUGCUGCGAAACGGAAACACAGCGUGGAAAUAAGCAAAUACGUUCUUUGGAAGGAUUCCAAAUCAGUGCUACACUGGAUAAGCAGCACUCACCGCCGGUAUAAGCAAUUUGUUGGAAACCGUGUAGCAGAAAUCCUGGAGUCGACGGAAGUAUCCCAAUGGAGAUGGAGAUUCUCGAACUACAACCGGCUGGUAAGGACCACGGCUCCUAACCAAUGCGUCAACGUGGAGCGCAUAUUGAUCCGGCAAGCGCAAAGUGAAGCGUUCUCUGGAGAGGAGAGGGACAGGACAGAAAAGAUUUCGAAAGAAGGCAGCCAACUGCGAGAGCUCUCCCCGUAUUUCGACGACUACGGAGUCAUGCGUGUAAGGGGAAGGAUCGACGCCGCUGCAUGUGUGCCAUAUAGCGCCCGGCGCCGUAUCAUACUAUCCCAUCGACACACGCUGGCGGCGAUGGAAGUACACCACUACCAUGAGAAGAUGGAGCAUCAGAACCAGGAUGCGACCAUAGGCAAGAUACGGAAGAAGUUCUGGAUAACGAGCUUACGAAGGCUGCUACGAAAGGUGGUGACUGACUGCCGCAUUUGCAAGCUGCGGAGGGUCCAACCGAUGUGCCAAUAA